UUCACCGGAAAUGACGAACCUUCUAUAGCUCGAGCGACCUAUCGACUCUCUUCCCCCUCCCCCGUAAAUGUUUAUUCUGCUCUGCUGUCGGUCUGGACCUGCUGAACAUAAUUUGUUUUGAAAAAAACAAAAGCAACAUACCUUGAAGUGAGAAUCAUGAGUGACGCAGAGCAGCAAACUGAUGAACAGGAAGUACUUAUGUCAAUUUAUGAUGGGGAUCCUUCAUUCAAGCAAGUAUCUCCUACCGUCUACCAGUAUAAAUAUGGUGAUGAUGGAGCUUCGAGGUCAUUUGUCCUAGAAAUAUCAUGGGGUCCUACUUAUCCAUCCGUCAAACCCGCCUUCAAUUUGGAAGCAUUUUACAAUAGAAAUUUACUCCCAUCUGUUAAAGAGACAAUCAUUAGUUACAUUGAUACAGAAGCUGAGCAGUACUUAGGAAUGCCUGUAACAUAUACAAUUUUUGAAUCAAUCAAAGAGAAACUAGAUGAGCUGUUGAAGGAACAGCCUGAAACACUUCAAUCUGUUACUGCCUCAAUGGAAAGAGUACAGCUUGGAGCAUCUUGUGCAACAGAGUCAGAUAAACCUAAAGAGAAAAAAGAACAUUUAACUAAGGCUCAAAAAAGGAGGCAGUGGGACAAAGCCGAUUCUAAAGGUCAAAAAGCCCGUGGAUGGGACUGGGUGGAUGUUGUUAAGCAUCUAUGUCAGACAGGAAGCAAAGCAGAAACUGGAUGAUCUUUUACAAGGUAUUUAGGUAAAAUCCUCUAACUGUGAUUUGGCAUUCCCUGCCGGACAGGAAAUUUUUAAAAGUUGAAAUGUGUUCAUUAAUGGCGCAGUCCAUAUUUUCUGUAUUUUUGUUAUGGUAAAGUUGUGAAAUUUCCCUGCUUAUCUUGAUACAAUAUAGGUCUUUUGAUAUAA
Molecule: messenger RNA, 912 nt
Organism: Thrips palmi
Lineage: Eukaryota; Metazoa; Arthropoda; Insecta; Thysanoptera; Thripidae
Product: RWD domain-containing protein 4
Exons: 6
Coding region: 157-729 (190 amino acids)
Molecular function (GO): protein binding
Source: RefSeq, a predicted model, not a curated record